Molecule: messenger RNA, 606 nt
Organism: Pedinophyceae sp. YPF-701
Lineage: Eukaryota; Viridiplantae; Chlorophyta; Pedinophyceae
Source: the annotation of a GenBank genome assembly
AUGAGCAACAGGCCUAUGGGCGGGCCUGGCUCCGCCUCCCCGCACCAAUUCAACAUCCUCGACCGCGCGCUGCCGAAGGGAAAGAGUACGGUCAGCUUGAGCGCCAUGACGUUCCUGUUCAGGGAGAUGAUACGGUACUCGCAGGAUCGGUCGGGAUCGGUCGCCGAGCUGGAGGGGAGGCUGCACGCCUUGGGCGAGGGAGUGGGUCGGCGGUUGCUGGAGGUGGUCGUGUGGCGGGACCGCGGCGGGCGGCGGGAAACGACGCUCCUGGGCAUCCUCGCUCUCAUCCAAAACACGCUGUGGAAGGCGCUCCUGGGGCGGCCGGCGGCGUCCUUGGAGAAGGGCCUGCAAGCAACUGACGAGUACAUGAUCAGCGACCCCUCCCCCCCCCUGACUCAGUUCAUCUCCCCGUCCAAGGACGUCGGGCACUUCACGCCAGCGUCGUUCCUGGCGGGCGUCGUGGCAGGUGCUUUGCAGGCGGCAGGCUUCCCCGGACGUGUGACCGCGCACUUGGUGGCUGUUGAGGGCCAGGCGGCGCCGCGGACGACCAUUCUGAUCAAGUUCGACGCCGUGGUGAUGGACAGGGACGCCCAAGCGAGCGCGUGA